AUGAGCUGGAAGGGUCUCACUAAGAGCGUCACUCGGGCGCCGCAGACGUUCAAGCAACGCUUCAAUAUCGGCGAGAUCACAAAGGACGCUGUCUACUUAGAUGCCGAGCGACGUUUUGAGGAGCUGGAGAAGGAGACCAAAAAGCUUCAUGAAGAAUCUAAGAAGUACUUCCAAGCCAUAAAUGGCAUGCUCACCCACCAGAUCGAGUUCUCCAAAGCCAUCGCCGAAAUAUAUAAGCCCAUAUCGGGGCGUAUGUCCGACCCCGACUCGUUUCACGAUGAAGGAAACCAGGCAGGCAUCCAAGCAUGUGAAGAAUACGAGGGCAUUGUUGGGGAACUGCAGGAAACGCUGAAACCGGAGCUGGAAAUGAUCGAAACGCGCGUCAUCAAGCCUGCGGACCAAUUAUUAGAGAUUAUCAAGGCAGUACGGAAAGUGGCUUUGAAGCGCGAUCACAAACAGCUCGACUACGACCGCCACCGAGCGGCGCUCAAGAAGCUCGAAGAAAAGAAGGACAAGACACUCAAGGACGAGAAGGCAAUGUACCGUGCCGAGGCGGACGUCGAGCAAGCUACGCAGGAUUACAACUACUUCAACGAUCUUUUGAAGGACGAGCUACCAAAGCUUUUCAAACUGGAACGGGAAUUCAUUCAACCACUUUUCCAGUCUUUCUAUUACAUGCAGCUCAACGUAUUCUACACCCUCCACGAGCGCAUGCAAAAUAUCGACAUCGGCUAUUUCGACCUCACUCUCGACAUCGAAGCCGCAUACGAGAAGAAGCGCGGUGACGUACAAGCGCAAGCAGAAGCGAUUUCCAUGGUCAAAUUCAAGACGACCGGCGGCCGCAAACCGGGCCAGGGGUCAAAGUAUGCUUCGAAAGCGCUGGAAGCCAAAUCAGAACGAAGAUCCACGAUCUCAGACGGAACGGACACGCCGCCUCCACCCUAUAGUCCUACGCCAGGAGCCGGCGCGAUCGCAAGUCCGCCGGGAUCCGCAACAAGUUGGGGAUCGGCCGCUAAAUCCAAGGGCGCAGCACCACCCCCACCGAAACCCAAACCAUCGAGGCUCAGCGGCGUGCCGGCCGCGAGGACCUGCACUGCGCUCUACGACUAUGAGGCGCAGGCCGAGGGCGACCUUUCAUUUAUCACAGGCGAUGUUAUCGAGCUUAUUACGUGGACGGAGAAUGCAAAUGAGUGGUGGAUUGGCAAAGUCCGAGGCAAGCAGGGACAGUUUCCAGGUAUGCAUACAUAUCAUUGCAGAAAGGGGAUCACGAGCUAA
Messenger RNA from Didymosphaeria variabile, 1275 nucleotides. RefSeq names its product BAR adaptor protein Hob1 (gene hob1). Gene Ontology annotation, molecular function: lipid binding; protein binding. Bases 1 to 1275 code for a protein of 424 amino acids. Gene Ontology annotation, biological process: actin cortical patch localization; plasma membrane tubulation; endocytosis. The record is from RefSeq and is a predicted model, not a curated record. Gene Ontology annotation, cellular component: Rvs161p-Rvs167p complex; mating projection tip; medial cortex. Lineage: Eukaryota; Fungi; Ascomycota; Dothideomycetes; Pleosporales; Didymosphaeriaceae. The transcript has 5 exons.